Colius striatus (speckled mousebird) is the source of this 3649-nucleotide messenger RNA. It is a transcript of the gene SHISA5, whose product is annotated as shisa family member 5. Lineage: Eukaryota; Metazoa; Chordata; Aves; Coliiformes; Coliidae. The record is from RefSeq and is a predicted model, not a curated record. Gene Ontology annotation, biological process: positive regulation of canonical NF-kappaB signal transduction. The transcript has 5 exons. Gene Ontology annotation, cellular component: endoplasmic reticulum. The coding region runs from base 52 to 696 and encodes 214 amino acids.
CCAGCUCUCGCACGCUGCUCGCUAGUGCGGACGAGGAAGCGGCCGGUGCUGAUGGCGGUGUGGCGUGCAGCCUUCGGCUUCGGCCUCCUCUGCCUGCUGCCGGCGGCCGUAUUGUCGGGCGAGUUUUGCCAGGCGUAUGUUAAUAGUUACGGCGUGUCACAACCUGCCCAGAACUGCCCCUUCUACUGCUGUGGAGACUGUACGCUUCGAUACUGCUGCUAUAAUCCCUUGUCACGCUUGGAUGAAGCACAACAACUUCAGUGUGAUGAGUUUGAUGGGAGUUUUGGAACCCUUAUUGCGAUUGGAGUGACUGUGUGCGCAGUGAUUAUCGUGACGAUUGUGCUGUGCCUCACCUGCUCCUGUUGCUGUUUGUAUAAAGCCUGUCGAAGGCCACGCCCUGUUGUGGCUACCACUACAGCCACCACCGUGGUUCACGCACCAUACCCGCAGCAGCCGGCAGUUCCACCCGGCUACCCAGCCGCCCCCUACCAGGGCUAUCAGCCUAUGCCCGUCCAGCCACAGCCAGGGAUGCCAGUAGCACCCUACCCUGCUCAGUAUCCCCCUCCUUACCCCACGCAGCCAUCAGGACCCCCAGCUUAUCAUGAAACCAUGGCAGCUGGUGCUGGAGCACCUUAUCCAAUCAGCCAGCCCCCUUACAACCCUGCCUAUAUGGAUCCUCAGAAGCCUACCUAUUGAAAAGAUCUACUAUGCUUCUGCAUACGAAACUUUCUGAAGUAUGAUUUGUGCUGUUUACACCAUGCAACUGUCGUAUAUUUUUCUGGAAGACAGCAAUCCUUUGUCUAAAUCAAGUGAAAGUUAAUUCAGUAGCUGUGUUUUCUAAUGCUUGGAGCACAUGGAAGGAGUAUUUUUCUUGCAGAAGUCGUUCAUUUAUACCUCAAGCAAAUACAAAUGUUGUUGUAGAUACAUGAGGAAAGCGUGGAGAUGGAGUACUUGAGAAAUAAGAACCACAAUAACACUCACUGUGCGGUGACUGUGAGAGGAAUGGUCUAACGAGAGCAUUAUCGAGCACCCAGAGCUGUAGCAAUCGUUUCAACAGUAUCAAAGCAUAAAAUCUUCAGCUAGCUGGUCUGUGUUAUGUACUUUCUGCCUGUUUGGAAGCUACUACUGUUGGGUAAGCUACAGUGUAAAACAUUUCAUUUGCCAUUCAAAUGGGAGUUUUCCUUUUUGAAACACAUUUGCCUUCAGUAACGGGUGGCAAACCACCUUUAGUUGUCUCUGGACUAGGUUCCCUGCUCCCUGAUAAGCAGCAUGAGUUGAUCAUUUCCUUGCUUUCUUUUGCAGUUUUAAGGCUUAAAAACCUUGCCUUUGCUGGAUGUUUUCCUAGGCCAUUUUCUUUCAUAGCUAGAAAAAUCACACUGUUUUCCACUCAUAGAACAAACAGAUCAAAACCUGAAAGCCUGAGAAGUCCUCAUAAACGUUCCUGGACAAAUUUUUGUUGUCCAAGUGUUACUGGACAAGCUCACUGCAACUGUGUGUUGUUGAUGAGUUUGGAAGAAAGAGUAACACCAUAAUCAUACGAUAGGCAGAAGUAGCUUCUAGUGUUCAGUCCUGCCCCAACUUAUGAGGAGGAUUUAUUCUAAGGGAGAGAUGGAGUGUCAGAAAUAGACUGGGGUUCUUAAAUGCUUAGAAUUUCACACUGUCUGUCCCUAGUGGGACCUGCAGAUGUCAGGAGCCCAGUAACCUUUAUGGACUCAGUCUGUGUUUCAAUAGUAAUAUGCAGGAGGGGAAAGAAAUCCCAGUCACACAGUAGAGAUUAAACCUUUUGUCUUCAGCAUUCCCAUAAAGCUGAGCAGAGAACCAGAAGUCAGGGAAUGGAGAGUGCUGGGAUUUGGUCACAGCCAUGCAGUGUAUGUUCAGAAAGGUAGUGCUCACAGUCACCAGAUGUCUUGGACAGCCUCAUGACUUUUACCAGUGUUUGUGAGGCUCUGGCUCUGUACAACUUGCAUUGCUCAAAUGAACCGUGGGGGUUUCUUUUCAGUCUCUGCAGUUCUGUCCUUGCAUCGAAGUACAUUGUUUUUAUUCCUCAGUAGAGCUAGCUCAUCUGUUGUAUGUACCACAGUGAUGUAAGUGGAACAUAGCUCACACACUGAUUUUUAGGUUCUGCAGUUGGGAUAUAUUACUGUUGGACAAAUGUUGAUGGUGGCUUUGUUUUACCUCAUGUGAUGGAUGGGAACUGCUGCUGACAAAGGCAGCCUUAUCUUUCUUUCUGAUUCUUUUGAAUCUCUGGAUUAUUCUAGUUCUUUUUUUCAAGAAAGUCUUCAGGGCAUCUCAGAAGAAACUUGUAGCAAGUUUUUAGCAUUGAGAUUCGUGACAACCUGUGCUCCUCUCUUACAGCUCUGUAAAAGUAUUAAAGUUAACAGCAUGAAGUGGUGCCAGGAGGCACUCACAGAGCAUGCACACACUGUGUCUGUCUGUUCCUUCUCCUGCCUUGUCAGCUGAGCAAUGCUUCCUUGCACUGUGAGAGCAACCAAAAAUGGACCAUGUCUCCUGGAUGGAGGAUGUAAUGUUACUUUAGACAUCUGGAGUUGUCAUGUGUGGAAGAGCACUGAAUAACUACAGAAACAAUUCCCUUGCUAUAGAUUCUACCCUGUGUAGAGAGCAGAGACUAUUCCAGGACCUUUGUUAGCCAGCUGCCUGGAUGAGGUCUGGCCAGUGAGCACAGCUGCAGUGCAGCCCUGAGUGCAGGUACAGGCUGGUGGUGGGUUGUUACUCUGUUCUGCCCUCCGAGGGGACACAGCCUACGGCUCAUGGCGGUGUUACUGAGGUUAUAUUUUGGUUAUGAAAGGAAAACCUGCCCUUCCAGAUGAAGUUAGCUCAGUCAUCUGCCAUCAGCCCCGAGGAAAAGAUGUGGGAAAGUCAAGUGGCAACUGUAACAGAGGUCCCCAGAGCUGAAGUUUUGGUGUAGGUAUUGUAAAGACCAAAUGAAUUGCCCUCAGCACCCCUGUGUGUGGAGCGGUGGCAGAGGAGGGACUGGGUUAGGGAGCCUGCAAAUAUACACCUUUCCUUCAGUGGCUGUAUGGUAGUGACAUACAAGUGAAGAGGUGAAUCAUAAAGACACAAAGAACCACUGUAGCAGUAGUAGUGCUGCUGCUUCUUCUGUUACAAAACUAGUUGAAAGAAAACGGUCCACUUCAUCCCUGCAGUGCUCAGUCGGAUCUUUUCUUGUUGUUAGUGUGUUGGUCACCAUUAACAGUGAGGUGCAGGACCAAACUUUGUGGAGUUGUUGCCUUGCAACCCAUGGGAAUUUGUUGUCAUACAAAGAGAAUGGGAUGGAGCAAUCCAUCCAUCCCCUCUGAGUUUAAGCACUGAUGCUGUGUCAGUUCAAAGAGUUCUUGCCUUCGCCUCACACUAGUUCUGCAGAGUGCUGUGGGGGAGGGGCAGUGCAGUUACAGUUUUAAAUGGUGAAAGAAUGAAUGCGUUUUAAAAAGUCUGUAAGUGCCUUUGUUUCAGGAACGUUCUGUGGGAUCGAUACAGCAGGACAGUCUGUACCGAACCUCCGAGGUAACCUCUGUUGACUUUCUGACCUUCUGUAACCUGGCUUUAUAUGUUUGUGGUAGAUUAAGCUCAGUAUUCAAACCAAAUGGCAUAAACUCUAUGCACCUUUCUAAUAAAUGCAGUGUUUGAAAUA